Molecule: messenger RNA, 648 nt
Organism: Salvia hispanica
Lineage: Eukaryota; Viridiplantae; Streptophyta; Magnoliopsida; Lamiales; Lamiaceae
Product: large ribosomal subunit protein uL15x
Biological process (GO): translation
Cellular component (GO): cytosolic large ribosomal subunit; ribosome
Molecular function (GO): structural constituent of ribosome
Source: RefSeq, a predicted model, not a curated record
CCCCCAUUUCGCCUCCACCCAGCGCCGCCGCCCUCUUCCACCCAGAGAAAAUGACCACCAGAUUCAAGAAGAACCGCAAGAAGCGCGGCCACGUCAGCGCCGGCCACGGCCGUAUCGGCAAGCACCGCAAGCAUCCCGGAGGUCGGGGUAACGCCGGAGGAAUGCACCACCACCGCAUUCUCUUCGACAAGUACCAUCCCGGUUACUUCGGCAAGGUCGGUAUGAGGUACUUCCACCGCCUCCGCAACAAGUUCCACUGCCCCACCGUCAACAUCGAUCGCCUCUGGUCGCUGGUGCCGCAGGAGGUGAAGGACAAGGCGUCCAAGGACAACGCGCCGCUCAUCGACGUCACGCAGUUCGGCUACUUCAAGGUGCUGGGGAAGGGACUGCUGCCGGAGGGGAAGCCGGUCGUGUUGAAGGCCAAGCUCGUGUCGAAGAACGCCGAGAAGAAGAUCAAGGAAGCUGGAGGCGCUGUUGUGCUCACCGCUUGAUUUAGGGUUUUUUCCCCCAAUUUAAUUUUGCUUUUAAAAUUUUAUGAAAUCGUGGAUACUGGUGAUAUUGCUACUCUAUGCUCUAUUAGACGCUUUAAUUGAAAUGAAUUUUGUGUUUUGGGAUAUUUCAGAGUAAUGCAAUUUUAUUUUUGUUUUA